AAUUGAUUUGUUUGUUUUGUACACAGAGUCACACAGUAUGCAUCGAGGUUUCUGUUGUGGUACUAUACGACGUAUGGAGGCCCAAAGAAUACUGUACAGAGAGUCCAAAACUUGGAAAGUGCUGUUACUACAUCCAGAAAGUUGUUUCGAAUGUUCCGCUCUGCUGAGUUUGCCCAGAAAGCGUUGGACAUGUUGGCCCUGACCGACGACAUUCAACGAACGCUGACUGUGAUUGGUUACUCUGGCAAAGCUCUCUGGUUGCUGGUGGAUCAUAUCAUAUGGUUUGGCAGGACCAAGAUAUAUGAUGUUGACACCAAGAAGUGGGGUCAGAGGUCAGCGUGGUGUUGGCUGAUAGCUUUGUUGUCACUGACCCUGAAUGACCUCCGCAAGAUCCAGUUGUUGACCCGUCGAGCCGAGGAUAUGAAGCUAGCGGGAACAAUCAACUCCGCCCAGGGAGCUGAGCUGAGGCGCGAACUGCGCAAGGCCUACCUACAACUGGUUAUCAACCUCAGCGAUGUUUGGAUACCGCUGUCGGUGCUCCAGUAUGUCAGUAAAGGGGUCGGUGCCAUGGGUGGGGUUAUAGCCUCGCUCACCGCGAUACAUGUCGUGUGGAACAAAAAUGUCCACGGAAAAUGAUGACAGAAAGACGUAAAGGUGAUAUACAACAUUUGCUUUUGCUGUAAUUUUCAGAAAUGGAUGGAUUUGGGGGUUCGUAUUUUAUAGCAAAUACUGUUACACUGACCCGCUUAAAGUUUUGUGUUCAUAGCUGCUGAAAAAAACAACAAGAAAUAAAAUGCUGUUCUUGUAAUCUGGUUCCCUGACCCUACUUCAGAUGUGGAGCAAUUUAUUUUACUACGGAGUAAUUUAUGGACAGCGGGGAAUUGUCAGGUCAGGGAACCAGACUAGCUGGCUUGCACCCAUUCACGGAUGUGUAACCGAUUGCGAAGAACAUUUUGACUAACUAAAUUUGGUAGAUUUGG
Messenger RNA from Patiria miniata (bat star), 980 nucleotides. RefSeq names its product peroxisomal membrane protein PMP27-like. The coding region runs from base 151 to 636 and encodes 161 amino acids. The record is from RefSeq and is a predicted model, not a curated record. The transcript is spliced from 3 exons. Gene Ontology annotation, biological process: peroxisome fission; regulation of peroxisome size. Gene Ontology annotation, cellular component: peroxisomal membrane. Lineage: Eukaryota; Metazoa; Echinodermata; Asteroidea; Valvatida; Asterinidae.